AUGCAUAGGUUUGAAGGUGUUAAAGAAGGGCCAAUACCUCGGGAAAUCAUGGAAUUUAUGCGAAGUGAGUAUGGAUGCGAGAUCUCCUACCAACAUGCUUGGGAUGCGCGUGAAUAUGCAGUUAGUGUUGCUAGAGGAAUUCCAGAAAAAGGUUAUGGCAAAAUUCGCAAAUAUUUGCACAUGUUGAAACAAGCUAAUCCGGGUACGCAUACUCAUUUCGAAACUGAUUCCGAUAAUAGAUUCAAAUAUCUAUUUAUUGCUUUCGGCCAGUCGAUUAGAGGUUUCUAUAGAGCUAUGCGUAGGGUUAUUGUUGUUGAUGGCACGUUUUUGAAAAGCAAAUACAAAGGUGUUCUGCUUGUCGCUACAGCGUUAGAUGGUGACUCCAGCUUGUAUCCAAUAGCAUUUGGGGUUGUUGAUUCUGAGAAUGAUCGGUCUUGGGAGUGGUUUUUCAGGCAGCUAUUGGUCGUUAUAGCUGAUGGGCAAGGUGUAGCUUUUGUGUCAGAUAGAAAUGUGUCUGUUACUAAAGCACUUGCUAGAGUUUAUCCGCACUCUUCACAUGGAAUUUGCAUACAUCAUUUGUUGAGUAAUGUGGCAUCUCAUUUCAAGACAAAGGGUUUGGUUGGUUUAAUUGCAAAAGCGUCAAAAGAAUAUAGGGUAUCUGAAUUUGAGAGGCGAUUCAAUGAUAUUCGCAACAUAAGUCCGCUCGUUGCGAAAUACUUGAUGGAGGCUGGUGUGGAAAAGUGGGCGCGAUGCAAGUUUUCUGGAUUCAGAUAUGACAUUCGAACCACUAACCCAGCUGAGUCGAUGAAUUCUGUUCUGUUAGCACCCAGAGAGUUUCCUGUCAUUCCUUUGUUGGACAGCAUCAGAGAAAUGUUAACCAAAUGGUAUACCACUGCCGUAUGGAGAAUAGCUUACAAAGAAAGCAUUAAUCCAAUAGCCGUUCCAGAGGAUGCAUGGGUCGUCCCAUUGGACAUUGAAAAUUCCAAAGUUCUUGCACCAGAAACACGGAGAGCAGCUGGUAGACGACGCAAGCGAAGAUAUGAGACGGUGGAAGACGUAAUACGUUUCGAUGAACCUACUGCCAUUGCGCUGUAA
This is a messenger RNA of Eutrema salsugineum, 1095 nucleotides long. RefSeq lists its product as uncharacterized. The transcript is spliced from 3 exons. Lineage: Eukaryota; Viridiplantae; Streptophyta; Magnoliopsida; Brassicales; Brassicaceae. The record is from RefSeq and is a predicted model, not a curated record. Bases 1 to 1095 code for a protein of 364 amino acids.